This is a messenger RNA of Pectinophora gossypiella (pink bollworm), 1397 nucleotides long. It is a transcript of the gene Oat, whose product is annotated as ornithine aminotransferase, mitochondrial. Gene Ontology annotation, cellular component: cytoplasm. The transcript is spliced from 10 exons. The record is from RefSeq and is a predicted model, not a curated record. Bases 157 to 1380 code for a protein of 407 amino acids. Gene Ontology annotation, molecular function: L-ornithine transaminase activity; pyridoxal phosphate binding; identical protein binding. Lineage: Eukaryota; Metazoa; Arthropoda; Insecta; Lepidoptera; Gelechiidae.
UUGCUUUAUUAAUAGUAACAGUGAAAACAAUUAAAACUUUGUUUUCAUUCAUUCGCUAUUAUCUAAAAACCUAAGAAAGUAUAUAAGAAGGAUCAUAGUUCACUUUCUUCAUUAUUAGUGCAGAUUUCUAUUAAUUAACAAAGGUUUAAUUUAAGAAUGGCUUCCCAAAAGUUGACAUCUGAGCAAGUGUUCGCUCUAGAAGACAAAUAUGGCUGUCGCAACUACGCCCCCGUGCCGGUGGCGCUAUGCAAAGGAGAAGGUGUGUUCGUAUGGGACGUUGAAGGCAAGAAGUAUUACGAUUUCUUGAGCGCGUAUUCAGCUGUGAACCAGGGCCACUGCCAUCCGAGAAUCAUCGCUGCCUUGAAGAAGCAGGCGGAGAAGCUGACCCUCGUGUCCAGAGCGUUCUACUCAGACCAGCUAUGUGUCUACGAGAAGUUCAUGACGGAGCUGCUGGGCUUCGACCGGCUGCUGCCCAUGAACACAGGUGUGGAGGGAGGCGAGAGCGCCCUCAAGAUCGCUCGCAAGUGGGCCUACUACGUCAAGAAGAUCCCAGAGAACAAGGCUAAGGUGAUCUUCGCAGAAGGCAACUUCUGGGGCCGCACGCUGGCCGCUUGCUCGGCAUCAUCAGACCCUUCUUGCUACGAGGGCUACGGACCCCACAUGCCUGGUUUCACACUCGUCCCCUACGACAACAUCCCGGCGUUAGAGAAAGAGCUGAAGGACCCUAACGUAUGCGCGUUCAUGGUGGAGCCUGUCCAGGGAGAGGCGGGGACUGUGAUUCCUCAACCAGGGUACCUGCGUAAAGUCCGGGAGCUGUGUACCAAGUACAACGUGCUUUGGAUUGCUGAUGAGGUGCAGACUGGCUUGGGUCGUACUGGCAAGCUGCUGGCGGUCCAACACGAGGACGUGAAGCCCGACAUCCUGAUCCUUGGCAAGGCGCUCAGCGGCGGAGCCCUGCCUGUCUCCGCUGUACUCGCUAACAACGAAGUUAUGAACGUCAUUAAGCCUGGAACACAUGGGUCUACCUACGGAGGCAACCCGUUGGCUUGCGCUGUCGCCAUGGAAGCUAUUAAGGUAUUGUUAGAAGAAAAAAUGGUGGAGAAUGCAGCGAAGCUAGAACAUGUUCUUCGUGAGGAAUUGGAGAAGAUUCCGAAGAACAAAAUUACUACUAUCAGAGGGAAAGGACUCAUGUUCGCCAUUGUAGUUCACGACAGUAUCCCAGCGUAUGACGUGUGCCUUCGGUUGCGUGACGCGGGGCUGCUGACGAAGACCACACACGGGCAGACCAUCCGCCUGGCGCCACCGCUCGUCAUCACAGAGCAACAGCUGCGCGACGGCUGCGCAAUCAUCAAGAAGGUCCUCGACAGCUUUGAUAAAUAAACGCGCUGUGAACUGGU